This is a messenger RNA of Ananas comosus (pineapple), 3596 nucleotides long. Its product is annotated as probable leucine-rich repeat receptor-like protein kinase At5g49770. NCBI's taxonomy places the organism in Eukaryota, Viridiplantae, Streptophyta, Magnoliopsida, Poales, Bromeliaceae. The coding region runs from base 488 to 3367 and encodes 959 amino acids. The transcript has 19 exons. The record is from RefSeq and is a predicted model, not a curated record. Gene Ontology annotation, biological process: protein phosphorylation. Gene Ontology annotation, molecular function: protein binding; protein kinase activity; ATP binding.
CUACCUUUCCUUUCGCACCACUUGAAGAUAAAAAAAUAUCUAAACAUCAAAUGCAUUUGGAAAUUGGAAGCACCAAAUUGUUUAUCUUUCCAUGUUGACAAAAUGCCACCAUCAUCAUCAUCAUCAUUCAUUCUCUUCAGUGGUAAGAAGCAGAAGCAAAAGCAGAAGCAAAAGCACUUGCCUUAGAGAAUGGGAGAUGGUAGGGGGUCUAUUCUCCUAUGAUUCCCAACCAUGAUCUCCAUCUAGAGCCAAAGUGAUUGCAGGCCUGAUUGGCUUUGAAGACAAGUUUUGGGCUUUUGGGAAAAGCAGCUUUUGCCUAACUUCCAAUCUUAUGAUUAGGCUCCUGAAGAAUCUAGAGGGCAUCAUGAAGGGAAUCAUGGUAUUGGGUUGUUGCUGCUGGUUGCUGCUUUGAUAACCAACUGACGAAAUCUGUGUCGUCUAAUACCGAGCCGAUUUGACGGAGUUGGCACUUCGGCGAGGCGCGGAAAUGGAGACGAUUCUCAAGCGUUUCUUGGUGUUUGCCCUGCUGCUUCAAUUCAGUUCUGGAACUACAGAUACACAAGAUACUGCUGCUCUUCGGGCCUUGAUGAGUCAAUGGCAAUACACACCACCAAGCUGGGGGCAAUCGGACGAUCCGUGCGGCACACCGUGGGAAGGAAUAAGCUGCAGCAAUUCAAGAGUAACUGUGUUGAAACUGUCGACUAUGGGCAUCAAAGGUACACUAAGCGGUGAUAUAGGGCAGCUCAGUGAACUGCAAUCCCUUGAUCUGUCGUACAAUAAGGAGUUACGUGGUACCCUACCUCCAGAUAUCGGAAACCUGAAAAAGCUCACCACUUUGAUCUUGGCCGGAUGCAGCUUCAGCGGUACCAUCCCAUAUCAAAUAGGAAGUCUAGGAAAGCUCUCAUACUUGGCCUUAAAUUCAAACCAACUAGGUGGCAAGAUACCUGCUUCCUUGGGUAAUCUUUCCAAACUUUACUGGCUAGAUGUCGCAGACAAUCAGCUGACAGGGCCUCUUCCCAUCUCAACUGAAAAUACCCCAGGAUUGGACAAACUCAUCAACACUAAGCACUUCCACUUCAACAAGAAUCAAUUAACAGGUCCAAUCCCAGAAACUCUCUUCAGCUCUGAAAUGACGCUGAUACAUGUUCUUUUUGACGGAAAUAAGCUCACUGGGACAGUUCCAACUUCCCUAGGACUUGUUCAGACACUUGAGGUCGUACGACUGGAUAGAAACACCCUGAGCGGCCCAGUUCCUUCCAAUUUGAAUAAUCUUACCCAUGUCAAUGAGCUUAACUUAGCAAACAACCAGCUAAGUGGAUCGCUUCCAGAUCUGACGGGAAUGAACGCCCUCAAUUACGUUGAUUUGAGCAACAACACAUUUGAUCCUUCAAAAAGCCCGAUUUGGUUUUCGGAUCUGCAAGCUCUUACUGCUUUAAUUAUACAAUCAGGAGGGCUUUAUGGUAAAGUUCCACAAGAGUUAUUCAGCCUUCCUCAACUGCAACAAGUAAUACUAGAUAACAAUGAAUUCAAUGGUACUCUUGACAUGGGCAGCAGCAUCAGCGAGGACUUAUCAAUCGUGAGUUUCAAAAAUAAUGCCUUUACCUCGCUAACGGUGAACUCCGUCUACAAUGGAACUCUCAUACUAGCAGGAAAUCCAGUUUGCGAUAAAUUGACCAAUACUCAGUACUGCAAUCUGGCGCAAAAGCAACAAAUGCCUUAUUCGACGAGCCUCACAAAGUGUUCCUCUAACUCCUGCCCCCUUGAUCAAAGCCUGAGUCCUCAAAGCUGCACUUGUCAGUAUCCAUACGAGGGAGUGAUGUAUUUCAGGGCACCGUUCUUCCGAGAUGUCACAAAUAGUUCCCUUUUCCAAUCACUUGAGAUGAGCCUCUGGACAAAACUUGAUCUAACUCCUGGUUCGGUUUUCCUUCAAGACCCCUUCUUCAACGGUGAUUCUUAUUUGCAAGUACAAGUAAAGCUCUUCCCGUCCGGCGGAAAUUACUUCAACCGAUCGGAGAUUAUGCGAAUUGGGUUUGAUUUAAGUAACCAGACUUACAAACCCCCACAUAUGUUUGGUCCAUAUUACUUCAUUGCUUCUCCCUAUCCUUUCCAAGCAGUUGAAGGGAGAGGCUCAUCAAAGAAUACCGCCUUGAUCAUCGGAAUAGCAGUCGGUUGUGCACUUUUGGUCGUCGCACUUUUUGCAGCAGGCAUCUACGCUGUAAAACAGAAGCAACGAGCUAACAGGGCCAUGGAACUGAGCAGACCUUUCGCAUCAUGGUCUCGUACCGAAGACAGCAGUGGGGCACCACAAUUGAAAGGAGCAAGAUGGUUUUCCUAUGAUGAGCUAAAGAAAAGCACCAACAACUUCUCGGAAUCUAAUGAAUUAGGAUUCGGAGGUUACGGAAAGGUCUAUAGAGGAAUGCUUCCAAAUGGGCAAUUGGUUGCUAUUAAGAGGGCACGGCAAGGAUCAAUGCAAGGCAGUGUUGAGUUCAAGACUGAGAUCGAGUUGCUAUCUCGCGUUCAUCACAAGAAUCUAGUAGGCCUAGUAGGUUUCUGUUUCGAGCAAGAAGAGCAGAUGCUUGUAUAUGAAUUCGUCGCCAAUGGAACACUGCGGGAUUGCCUAUCCGGAAAGAGUGGAAUAUACCUGGAUUGGAAGAGGAGACUCCGGGUCGCACUGGGCUCAGCUAGAGGACUGUCUUAUCUUCACGAACUCGCAGAUCCUCCAAUUAUUCAUAGAGAUGUCAAAUCGACUAAUAUCCUACUCGACGAAAACUUAACUGCAAAAGUUUCAGAUUUUGGCCUCUCCAAGUUGGUCUCAGAUAGUGAGAAGGGGCAUAUUUCUACCCAAGUAAAAGGAACAUUGGGUUAUCUGGACCCCGAGUAUUACAUGAUGCAGCAACUGACGGAGAAGAGUGAUGUUUACAGCUUCGGUGUGGUAAUGUUAGAACUAAUAACUGCUCGACAACCGAUAGAGAAGGGCAAGUAUGUAGUUCGAGAGGUGAAGCAAAGAGUAGACAUGAAUGAUGAAGAAUAUUGCAGCCUCAAGGAGUUAAUGGAUCCCAAAGUCUUGAACACAACCCACUUAAUAGCCUUCAAUAAAUUUGUGCAGUUAGCUUUGAGAUGUGUGGAAGAAUCGGCAGCAAGUCGGCCGACGAUGAGCGACAUCGUGAAGGAAAUUGAAACAAUGCUGCAUAGUGAUGGACUGAACACAAACUCUACUUCUGCUUCUUCAUCUGCCACUGAUUUUGGAAGUGCAAAAGGCGCUCCUCACCACCCUUACGACGACUCUUCGAUUAAGAAGGACGUUAGCAGCGGUGCAUUUGAAUACAGCGGCGGUUACUUAUUUGCGGGAAAAAUUGAACCCAAAUAGCAUGAAAUGAAUGCAACCUCCCUUCAGCCUAAUUCUUUCCAGUCUUGUUCUCACCCGACCUCUAUCUGUGGGGAUCCUUGUACAUUUAGAUGCUUUUCUUUUAAGCUGAGUCGCGUGAAAGCUGUACUACUAUUUCUUUUAAGCUGAAGUGCUUUUGUAUACUGUUUUGGAUGAUCAAAAGAUGUCAAAGAUCAAGGUAUGAUAUGCCGUUCCAGCAAUUGAUUCUGUA